Fusarium subglutinans is the source of this 1065-nucleotide messenger RNA. RefSeq lists its product as uncharacterized. NCBI's taxonomy places the organism in Eukaryota, Fungi, Ascomycota, Sordariomycetes, Hypocreales, Nectriaceae. The transcript has 3 exons. The coding region runs from base 1 to 1065 and encodes 354 amino acids. The record is from RefSeq and is a predicted model, not a curated record.
AUGAAGCCAGAAGAUAAUCAAGUCAAGGGUUACGAGGAAGAUGAGGAAGAGGAGAUGCUAUUCGCUUUCGUCCCAAAAGAUGAUCUUGCUGCUAAAUUUGUUGAGGGUUCGCCUUUCAAUCUCCAUCCUGGCUCGGCCGAAAGCUUCACAUGGAUAAAAGAGCGGUUGCACAGAUGCCGACGCCGUCAUGCCAAAUGCAAAAAACGCGCCAGAGAGAAUCAACAAAACCUGGCUAUGCCGAAGCGACUACUGGAUGUAGGUCAACUCGGUGACCCCGUUAUUGGGUUGUUGGAAGCAAACGAGGAUGCUAGAGUAUCCUUUGCUAUUGCUAGUUAUGUAUGGGGCAACGGCUCAAAGAAGGACGCAAUAAAACGAACUCAAACGACCAAGGAAAACAUAGGCUACAGAAUGGCUUCAGGGAUCGAAGUCAUAGGCCUACCAAAAACUAUUCAGAACCUCAUUGAAGUCACGCGACAGAUCGGUCUUGAAUAUCUUUGGCUGGAUGCUUUCUGCAUCAUUCAAGAUGACGAGGACGAUGCACACCAUCAAGUUAACUCAAUGUCAGAGUUCUACAAGCAAGCAGACAUCCUAAUUUCAGCUGCAAGUGCUUCGGACGGUGAUGAGGGAUUUCUACAAUCUAGAAUGGUUGAUCGGUGUUACGGCUCGAUCUUUGAGUUGCCUUACAAGUGGAAAGUUGAUGGCCACGAGACUCAAGGAUCCUUGCUCUUGUCGGAAAUGGACUUAGACGGUUCUACAGACAAGGAUCCUGUGCAUAUGCGAAUCUGGACAUUUCAGGAACAUCUCGUGUCAUCGCGGGUCAUCAGCUUUGGCUCUCGACAGAUCAAGUGGACAUGCCAGCAAGAAAAGAAUUCUGUAGAUGGCGGCUAUUACUACCCAAUGGCAGAUGGCCUGGACGAUAAUCUCGAUACAGCAUUUUCCCCGUCUCCAUAUCCCUCCGAGACCUUCAUGGAAAAGAACUUCAGGGUUUGGGGUUGGAUGGGCAUCGUUGAGGAAUAUUCAAAGCGUGACUACUCUUGUCUAAUAUAUUUCACCACUACCCCAUAA